Caenorhabditis elegans is the source of this 1493-nucleotide messenger RNA. RefSeq names its product PDZ domain-containing protein. Lineage: Eukaryota; Metazoa; Nematoda; Chromadorea; Rhabditida; Rhabditidae. The transcript has 9 exons. The record is from RefSeq and is marked reviewed. The coding region runs from base 11 to 1282 and encodes 423 amino acids. Gene Ontology annotation, cellular component: cytoplasm.
CCACCUCAGAAUGACGUACGAAACGAUUUCGGUUCGGAUGAACCGAUCUGACAGAAAUAUCCGCUGGGGGUUCUCUGUUCGACAACAAGCUGAUGGAUUAAUUAUUGAUCGGGUUGAAGCCGAAUCCCUAUCAGACAAAGCCGGAGUAAAACACAAUGACAAAGUUGAUCAGAUCAAUGGGCGAUCAACACGUGGAUUGGAUGCAGCUUCAGCUAAUCGACUAAUUGAUGACUCUUUCAACGAGGUCCGACUUUCUCUUCAAAGGUUCGUCACUUCUCACACAACUCUUCCAUGGACUCUGAAUGAGAAAGACAACAAAAUGGUUGUGGAGGAGAUGAAGCCAGGAUUCGGAACUGGAUUUGGAUCAGGAUUCGGAUCAUCAAACUUUGUAAAUUCUUCCUUUAACCAAAAUCAAAACAACUUUGGUUCUCACUUUGGCACCGGCUCUGGAGUCAAUCAACGUAAUAUCACAAACACAAACACAAGCAGCAGUAACCAUCAAAGCUCAACAUUCCACUCGUCCUCCCACCAAUCAUCUGGAAACUACGGUAGCGGCGGCUUCUCUCCAUCAUCCCACCACAACAUCCCAAUCCGUCAUUCUCCAGCUCCACCAUUCACCACCUCGAACUCAUCUUACAAUAACAUCAAAAAGUCAACAGAUAACACUAUCCUGCCGGGAAGUGCAAAUUAUAAUCCAAAUAAUUCAUCGAAUUACAACUCUGUUCCAACUGGAUUUGGAGCAUCAUCUGGUGGAUAUGGAGGAUCCGGUGGAUUCAAGGGACAUUCCAAUGGAAGUGCCAUUCCUGCUCAAGCACCACCAACUUCUUAUAGUUACAACAAUGGCGCCACGUCUCAACCAUACGGUGCGGGAUCCGGAGGAACACCAUUGAACCAGAUGACAUUCAUCAACACCUCUCCAGCUCCAGGAGCCAACGGAGCUUACGGAGCUCAAUGCGGACUUUCUCCAUCGAAAGUCUUUUACCAUUCUCCAUCAGGACGUAGCCGAAAUGAGCUGUCACCCGGUGCGGCGGUUCACCAUUUGCAAUACAACUCGCCAAUGAAUCUUUAUUCCUCUGAAGCCACCGCCGAGCAACUCUACCAACAAACUGGAGCGGUGCCUGAAGGGCCUGUGCCACACGAUAAGUCACCAGCCUAUUUGACAUCUGAGACAAGAAAGUUGAUUGAAGAAGAAGCUCGUGGCCGAUUCCAACGUGGAAAGUCGCCAUCCAGUCAAUCGUCAUGCUUCAAACGAAUUAGUCACGCUGUUGGAGCAGAUCACUAAUUGCAUUUCGAAUGAUAUUUUGCCAUAUUUUCAAAAUCGCUAGAUUUUUGAUUUUAUUCCUCUGCCUUUUAUAUGAUUUAUUUGUGCGAUCCUUGCCCCUUUUUUGCAAUUCUGUUUGGUACAAUCUUUGAAACAUCUGGAGUAUUUACUUUUUUAAAAGCGUAAUGAGAUUUAUUUUUCAAAUAAAGCUAUUGAACUAUUUCUUAAUUAC